UGCAACGUGUGACAACGCUGUCAUUCAGCUCCGUACGUAAUCUGUUUAGAAGCCGAGUGUUUGCGAAGGUGUUUUCAUGUUUAAAACCAUUAGUGAGAAAAUUGUUAUUUAUAUAAAUUUUUGGCUGCUUGGCUAGUGCAUAGUGCUACUUGUUUGCACAACUUGUUCUACUAACGUAAACUGCUCGAGCAAUGGCUGAUCCGCUGAGUUUGCUGCGACAAUACAACAUCAACAAAAAGGAAAUCAUCGAACGCGAUGGGCAGAUCAUUUUUGGCGAGUUUUCCUGGCCGAAGAACGUCAAAACGAAUUAUUUGAAAUAUGGAUCGGGGAAGAAAGGUGCUCCCAAAGAAUAUUACACUUUGGAGUGUUUGCUAUACAUCCUGAAAAAUGUUGCGCUUCAGCAUUCUGUGUACGUUCGACAAGCAGCCGCUGAGGAUAUUCCUGCCGUAAAUCGUCCUGAUCGUAAGGAGUUGCUGCAAUAUCUCAAUGGCGAAACGACUACUUGUGCCAGCAUUGACAAGAGCGCUCCGCUUGAAAUUCCAACUCAAAUCAAGCGACCUGCUGAGUCGGAUUCAUUGGACAACUUGGCGAAGAAAGCACGCUAUGAGGACACACAAGUACAGAAGGUCAAGGAACAGCUGGCUGCUCGACUGGAUGUUAACAAGAAGGAAGCAUCCGUGAACAUUGAUAACAUCAAAUCUCUAUCGGAGACUAUGUCCGUUGAAAAAAUUGCUGCCAUCAAAGCAAAACGUCUCGCCAAUAAGAAGGUAACAAUCAAACGGACGGAUAACGAUGACACAAUGGGAGUUGGACCGGAUUUGAGAGCUAUAUUGGACUUCGAUGUAGACUCGACCAAGGAUAUUAUCAGUAGGGAACGACAGUGGCGCACCCGAACCACGAUUCUUCAGAGUAACGGGAAGAUUUUUGCUAAAAAUAUAUUAGCAAUUUUACAGGGCAUUAAGAAUCGCGAGGAAGGGCGUGGACGUCCGCAAGCACCUGCGAUCAAACUGCCUGAGCCACCGCGUGUCAUUCGGCCCCAGCCACAACCCGCUCAAUAUAACCGUUACGAUCAGGAACGAUUCAGUCGUCAAAAGGAAGAAACAGAAGGUUUCAAGAUUGAUACCAUGGGUACCUAUCACGGCAUGUCGCUGAAACUGGUAACAGAAGGUUCGGCAGCGCAGAAGAAAGCGCAGCAACAGAGUAGUAACAAUAACAAUGUGAUUUCCACGAAUUUACCACCGGGAAGGCCAAAAGAGCUGAUCCCAACGGCACAAGCACGCAUGCUUCCACAGAACAAUUCGAACAAGCGACAGAGCAGAACACCCAUCAUAAUUAUACCCGCGGCUACGACUAGUUUGAUCACAAUGUACAACGCAAGAGAUAUUCUACAAGAUUUGAAAUUUGUAACCACAGAAGAAAAGAAAGCUAAGGGCGGCUUACGUGAGAAUGAAGUAUUGGUUCAGCGUCAAAAAGCGGGUGGAUUGACCGUGCCCUACCGAGUUAUUGAUAACCCUACCAAGCUGACAGCUCAAGAUUGGAAUCGUGUCGUCGGCGUGUUUGUGAUGGGUCCUGCUUGGCAGUUUAAGGGCUGGCCUUGGGAAGGGAAUCCGGUUGAAAUUUUCGCCAAAAUUGCCGCCUUCCACUUGCGUUACGACGAAAUGAAGUUGGACGCGAACGUUGCACGUUGGUCUGUCACGGUACUCAACGUUUCCCGGACCAAGCGGCAUUUGGAUAAAGCUAGUUUAAUGAUAUUUUGGGAGAAGCUGGAUCUAUAUAUGACAAAGUAUAAACCGGAUCUUCGCUUCUAGGAAGCUUUACAAAUGGUACUGUCUGUGCAACGUUUGCCCGAUAAAUAACGAAUGGCAGUAACAUCCCCUAGCAUCCACGAUAUGAAAUUUGUCAGAAAUAGUAUAAACAAUUAAUGUUUUUUUUCUUCACUGAAGUAUAAUACCUAUUGUUUCGUCACGGUAGUCAACAAACAUUCUUCACAAAACGCGGAGCUAGUUCCAACGCCAUUUUGUGUUUAAGUACAGUAUCAUCAACUAUAAUUGUAAAGAUUGAUGACCUAGCAUUAGGAUAGAAAUUGGUGACAAGCCUCUUCCUAAACCUAUAUAAUUUUUCAUAGCACGAAUAAAACAAUCCAAAAUGUCUCAAUAUUUCACUCUUGUUCAUGCAAUAGUAAACGACCAUUUGAUCGUGUUAAGCAGGAAGUAUCCUAGAACCAUAACAAAAUAAAUUGAUUUUGAUCGCUUUCAGUUAUGUCUGUUUUAGGACUUAUUUUUUCCAAAACAGGAACACAUACAAAUAAAGUGUAAAUAUAAAAGAAUA
This is a messenger RNA of Toxorhynchites rutilus septentrionalis, 2328 nucleotides long. RefSeq names its product parafibromin (gene hyx). Gene Ontology annotation, biological process: positive regulation of transcription elongation by RNA polymerase II; transcription elongation by RNA polymerase II. Gene Ontology annotation, cellular component: Cdc73/Paf1 complex. Gene Ontology annotation, molecular function: RNA polymerase II complex binding. The transcript is spliced from 5 exons. The coding region runs from base 192 to 1808 and encodes 538 amino acids. NCBI's taxonomy places the organism in Eukaryota, Metazoa, Arthropoda, Insecta, Diptera, Culicidae. The record is from RefSeq and is a predicted model, not a curated record.